AUGGAAAAAUGGGGAAGAAACCCAAAUUGGGAAAUUUCAUUAAACUGCCAAGCCAUUUGGUCUUCGCAAUCGCGGAGACCAGACGGAAUAACCCUUCACGAACGCAGCCACUCUGACCCUCCACGAUCGCGGCCAAGCUCCACCAACGCGAAGGAGGCACCAGAAGACAGCAAACAGCAAAUACCAAGGCAUAAAAACAUUCACCCAAUGGACCCUUGGAAUCCCGAGCACACAAACUACUACCCAACUAAACUCGACGUUUCGGACUCAAUGGAAUCAUCGAAAUAUGGAUUCGAGGUCUCCGUGACCCGGCACCCAUUAAAGGAAUUAAUAUCUCAGCUUACAUAUGCUGGGAAACAUCUUUGUGCCCGUGAUGAAGCUUUUUAUUUGCUUGAAUUUAAGCAAGGCCUCAUCGUUGGUCGAAAUGAUUAUUACAAUGGUUGUGACAGCAAAGCCCAAGCCAAGACUUUGUCCUGGAAUGUUACAGGAGAUUGUUGUGAAUGGGAUGGUGUUACUUGCAAUGGAUUUACGGGUCAUUUUGACGCAUCUUUUGGCAAUCUCACUAGAAUUAGAGUGUUGAAACUUUCAUUUAACAACUUAAAUGGUAAUGUUCUCUCAACUAUCUCAAAAUUAAACAAACUCGAUCAUUUAGAUCUCUCUUACAACGAUUUUCAAGGCUCGAUUCCAGAAUCUUUUGGCAAUCUCACUAGAAUUAGAAGUUUGGAUCUUUCAAUGAACAUCUUCACCGGAAAUGUUCCCUCAACUAUCGGAAAGCUCAACAAACUUCACUCCUUAUCUCUUUCUUCCAAUAAUUUUGAAGGCUUGAUUCCAAACAUAUUUUCCAACUUCUCAGAGCUAUCUUUUUUAGCUUUUGACACUAACAAUUUCACUGGUCCACUCCCCUAUUCAAUUGCAACGUUGACUCGUCUUGAAAUAUUAUACUUGCAAAACAAUUUACUAACUGGUCCACUUCCCUCUAAUAUAAGUGGACUUCAAGAGCUACAACAACUUGAUUUGUCCUUCAAUUACUUCACUGGCGCAACACCCCCUUGGUUAUUCCACCUUCCAUCCUUACUUUCUUUAUAUGUUCAAGACAAUCAAUUAACCGGGAAAUUGCCAAAUAAGCUCAAGAGUAAUUAUCUAGAAUACUUUAACAUUCGUCUUUCAUACAACAAGCUGCAAGGUGAAAUUCCCGAUUGGAUGUUUUCUACAAGCAUAGUUAGACUGGAUCUCUCUCAUAACUUCCUCACAGGCUUUAAAAAACAAGUAUGGCACUCAGACUCCUUACAAUACCUUAAUUUGGAGAACAAUUUUCUUCAAGGGACUUUGCAUCAAUCCUUUUGUGACAUGCAUAACCUUGACUUCCUCAUUUUGGCUCAGAACAAUUUCAGUGGUUCAAUCCCAGACUGUUUGGGUAACUCCAAUAGCUUCAUUUCUAUUUUAGACUUGCGAAUGAACAGUUUUCAUGGAGAGAUACCAAGAAUCUUACCUACAACGUUACAGUAUCUUGGUUUAUAUGGCAAUCAAUUGAGGGGACAAGUCCCGCGAUCCUUGGUUAACUGUACAAGCUUGGAAGCUCUUGAUUUGGGGAACAACAAGAUAAAUGACACGUUCCCCAUAUGGCUGGAGAAACUUCCAAACCUCCAAGUUUUGAUUCUAAAAUCAAAUCUCUUUCACGGUUCAAUUGGUGAUUUGGAGUCCGAAUUUCCAUUUCCUGAGUUACGAAUCUUUGACCUUUCCUUCAAUGGGUUCACAGGAACUUUGUCAUCUAAUUUUUUCAAAAGUUUCAGAGGUAUGAUGGAUGUGGAUGAAGAAAAAACAGGAAUUACUCGAGAAAGAACAAGCAAUGACACAGAUUACCUUUACCACAUUAGUUUGGUGAUAAAAGGUAAUGAGUUUGAUAUGAGAAUCACGUCAAUUAUGACGAGUGUUGAUUUAUCAAGCAACAGGUUUGAAGGAGAUAUUCCAAAAUCCAUUGGAAAUCUGAGCUCACUUGUGUUACUCAACCUGUCUCACAACAACUUCCGUGGUCAUAUUCCUGCAGAAAUUGCAAAGGUGCAGGCACUCGAAGCAUUAGAUCUCUCAUGGAACAGACUCAUUGGAGAAAUUCCAGGUCCAUUGUCGAGUUCGACAUUUCUUGAGGUCUUAAACCUUUCCUACAAUCAUCUGGCCGGGCACAUUCCUAUUGGGAAACAGUUCAAUACAUUUCCAAAUGACUCGUAUUGUGGAAAUCCUGAUUUAUGUGGAUUUCCACUGUCAAAAGAAUGUGGAAACAAUAAUGAAUCACCACUUGAACACGAUGAUGAUGAUGAUUCAUUUUUUAUGAGCGGAUUCACAUGGGAAGCAGUGGUAAUAGGUUAUGGUUGUGGUAUGAUAUUUGGAUUGUUGAUAGGAGGCCUCAUGUUCCUACUGGAAAAACCAAAAUGGUAUGUGAACUUUGCUGAAGAUAUACAAAUUGAUGCUAACAAGCAAACAAGGCAAAAGAAGAGACGUCAAAGACGCUGUUUAAGAAUGAAUUAGCAAUAUACCAGAGGUUACUGGAGAAUUGGACAAUUUAAUUAGCAAGUUAGUGUUGAUGUUCGUGCAAAUAUCAAAGGAUGCAUUUGUUUCUUCACUUUAUGCCCAUGGUUGCCAAAUACAUAAUAAGUUACAGUUGAUUUCUAUAGUUUUGUGGCAAAUAAUAAAUUAGCUUUAGACAUAGCAACCUCUACCCUCUGUUUGGAUGGAUGUCUCAUAAUGUAUCGUAUUAUAUUGUAUUGUAUUGUUAGUUUAGU
This is a messenger RNA of Solanum tuberosum (potato), 2774 nucleotides long. Its product is annotated as receptor-like protein 12. Bases 1 to 2520 code for a protein of 839 amino acids. Lineage: Eukaryota; Viridiplantae; Streptophyta; Magnoliopsida; Solanales; Solanaceae. Gene Ontology annotation, molecular function: protein binding. The record is from RefSeq and is a predicted model, not a curated record. The transcript has 4 exons.